AUGCCACUAGCAAUCUGUAUUUCUUCGUAUAAUGUCAUGUCAGACGCAAAACAGAUCAUGUACGAAAUCAUGAAUAAUGGCCCGGUCGAAGCGGCUUUCGCGGUCUAUGAGGACUUUAUGGUAUACCAGAAAGGAAUCUAUUCUCACGUGACUGGUGCAUGGCUCGGCGGUCAUGCGGUCCGCAUUCUCGGUUGGGGUAAAGAAAAAGAUCAGCCGUACUGGUUGAUUGCCAACUCAUGGAACGAAGAAUGGGGUGAGGACGGUUAUUUCCGAAUUCUACGCGGAACUGAUGAAUGUGGCAUCGAGUCUCAAGUCACAGCCGGAAUGCCGCGGAUCUAA
This is a messenger RNA of Echinostoma caproni, 339 nucleotides long. NCBI's taxonomy places the organism in Eukaryota, Metazoa, Platyhelminthes, Trematoda, Plagiorchiida, Echinostomatidae. The record is from the annotation of a GenBank genome assembly.